GCAGCAGCUCCCUUCCUGCAGGGGAGUGAGAGGCGCCUCACCCCUAGAACUUUCUGUUUCUCUUCCCAGCCGAGCUCUCCCUCUGGCACUCGGCCCCGUACAGCAGCUCAGGCGCCUCCGCCAGCCUGGGUGCUGUGGCUGGUUUGGGGGAGGACCUGUCCCAUCUGCGGGGGCAGUUACAGCAAUGCUCUGCUGCUGAGUUGUGCUCGCAGCUUCCGCAGGGAGUGCAUCCAGGAGGUGCGUGGCUGCCGGCACUGCCUGCAGGGCCCGUCAGCUGCCCGCUGUGCUAUGACCCUGCAGACCCCACUAUGGAGCUGCAGCCCAACAUCCAGCUCCGCAGCAUGGCACAGAAGGUUUUGGAUGCUCCCACUCAUCAAGAGGAGGAAAAGGGUGAUGCGCAAUGCAAAGAGAAGGGGGAAAUUUCUCACCAGCAAGAUGAGGUGAUCCUGUGUGACUUCUGCCUUCAGGAGCCACAGCCAGCCGUGAAGACCUGCCUGAGCUGCGAGGCCUCCCUGUGCCAAGCCCACCUGAGCAAGCACAGCACAAAGAGCCCCCUGAAAGACCAUGUCCUGAUGGAGCCCUGUGAUGCUUGGGUUUUGGCUGAGAGGAGAUGCCCCCAGCACGGCAAACUGCUUGAGUGCUACUGCAAGACAGACUUAGUCUGCAUCUGUGUGCUGUGCUGUGUCACCAGCUCCCACAAGAACCACCAGAUCAUCACUUUGGAGGAGGCUUUUGGCCAAGCACAGAGUGUUUUUCCUGAAACUCUGAAAACAGUGAAAGCACAUGAAGAUAUGCUGAGUCAAAGCAUAGCAAACCUGCUGAAACAAGAGGAGGAACUAAAGGCUAAGGAGAGCCUGUGGAGGAAUCAGCUGGAGAGCCUCUUCAGAGAGAUGCAUCUGCAGCUAGAGAACAAAAAAGCAGAGGUCCUGAAAGCUCUCAGUGACAACAUGGAGCAACCGCUUUCUCAGAUUCAGAGGCAGAUACAAAAACACAAAGAGGAGAAGGAUGCAGCCAGCUGUGAUGUACAGGAGUUGGAAUCUCUGAGAGAUCAGAAAGACCUACUUCUUUUUACCAAGGCUUUUGCAGCGAUUCAAGCCAGGAAACACAAGACAGUUCCUGACAAAGAUGUUCUAAAACUGCCAACACCAUCCAUUAUUUCAGAUGAAUUAACAACAGACACUACUCUAAGGCUUUUCCAGCAAUUCCUCUCAGACAUGCCACCCUUAUUUAAAGCACCAUCUGUUCAUGAGCAUCUCACUCCUUCAGUAGUUCCACCCUCACUCAAAGCUUUCCAAUUUGGGAGUAAACAAUGCACACCGUGCCCUCCCAUACAUGUAGAGCACCCAAACCUUCUUGGAGGGCUAUCUUUGGGAGGCAGACACAAGAGAAACAAGGUGCUGGAAGCUCGGAAUCAUUCAUCCCAAAUUUGAGUGCUACCUGCAAAUGCUUCGUGAUUACCUCUGUGUGUUCCUAGCUCAAACAAUGAUCACAACAAAGGAAUUUUCUACAGCCUUCAGCAUGGUCAGGGUGGAGCUAGACUGCGGAAGAAAUACACUGUCAUUUUAUAAUGCGGCUGUCAAGGAUGGAGAUUGUGCUGAGAGCCUCAGGCUUAUAGAGACAGUAAGAAUCCCCUCAAACUAUCCUGCCCAUGCUACCUUCCGUGUGCCUCACGGCUCUUUGAAGCUCUUGUAGUGAUGUGAGGACAAGGUGCUGUUUUGUAUUUCCAGGCCUAGGUAUCGUUACUCCUGCUCCAUGGAGGCUGUGCUAAGCUAGCAUAUUAGAAAUUGGAUGUUGGGCUGCUGUGAUGGCUCAUCUGUGUGAGGGCAAGGCUUCUGUGGGGUAUAUCACAGCACACUGCCGCUUACUGCAAGAACUCCAAUCUUAUUUGUUCUGUUAAUCACAAUGUAAAUACUGAUAAAUUGUGCUUUUUUGUUCAGCUCUAUCAAAUGCUUUGUUGACUGUAUGUUAUUAAAGUAAUUUAGUUUGCAAAACUCAA
Messenger RNA from Phalacrocorax carbo (great cormorant), 1996 nucleotides. Lineage: Eukaryota; Metazoa; Chordata; Aves; Suliformes; Phalacrocoracidae. The record is from RefSeq and is a predicted model, not a curated record.